Oncorhynchus mykiss (rainbow trout) is the source of this 1116-nucleotide messenger RNA. NCBI's taxonomy places the organism in Eukaryota, Metazoa, Chordata, Actinopteri, Salmoniformes, Salmonidae. The record is from RefSeq and is a predicted model, not a curated record.
AAAGAGGAAAGAGACAGAAACAGAGCAGAGAGAGACAGAGAGAGAGAGACACAGAGAGAGAGAGAGAGAGAGAGAGAGAGAGAGAGAGGAUCAUGGCUGACAUCCCUCAAUCAUUUUUGGGAUUGCUUGUGACCGUUUUGUACCUGCUAACAGGUGUCAGUGGAGAAACUCUCUCUAUGUUCUCCAGAGUGGGAGAUGAUGUCAGUCUGCCGUGUAACAAUGUGGUUUAUCCAGACUGCUCCUCUACUACAUGGCUCUAUAACAGAGCUCUAUCUACUCGUACUAUUCAAGAGGUCACAUUGGGGGAGAUCAAAGUUGACCAGACAGAGAGAGCAGACAGACUGAGUUUAGGGUCUAACUGUUCUCUACAUGUUAGUGAUGUCAGAGCUGAGGAUGUUGGACUCUACAUCUGUCGACAGUUCCUUACAGAGACAGGAACACAACAUGGAGGUGAUGCUCCUGUUCAUCUGUCUGUUCUAACUAGAAGUACAGCCUCUACUGCAAGACCAGCCUUUUCAUCCACCUCCCCAUCUUCUGCUGGUACCAGUAAUGCUGUUAAGUUGCCCAUCAGUCACAUCAUGCUCUUUGUGACACUGACCAUCAUGGCUGCCAUAGUCACUAUUCACACAAGGAGGAACCGCCCACCCAAGGCUCUGCCCCCACAAGCAGAAGAAGCCUCUGGUAUUGAGAUUCAUGUCCUGGAGGAAUGACCCCCUGUUCCUCACUCUUCUCCCUGUGCUGGACUAAGACUUUCAAACUGUCUGUAGCUUUAUUGAUUUAGUAACAGAGGACAGUAUAAAUGUUUUUAAAGCUGAUGUUCAUCUAUUUUAAUGCAUAGUGUGGAAGAUGUAUUAAUUCAUAGUUGUGUUCCUAUUUAUUUUGUGUAUCAUUUUAAUACUUUUUUUGGUGGUGCAUUAGGGAUUCAGAUAUCAGCAAACCUUGGUUGAUGUUUAUGAUAAUGUUCGUUUUUUUUUUCUGUCCAUUGGGGAUGAAGUCAGCACAAAUAAAUUCCUUGGUUUUGUUUAAUUAAUCAUUUGUGUCCUAAGCAGACUUAAAUGAGCACAAUGCUUCUUCUGAAAUGUAAAUAAAUUCCUGAAAAUGUUUAAAUAAAUUAAU